Colletotrichum acutatum is the source of this 398-nucleotide messenger RNA. RefSeq names its product cytochrome b-c1 complex subunit 8. NCBI's taxonomy places the organism in Eukaryota, Fungi, Ascomycota, Sordariomycetes, Glomerellales, Glomerellaceae. Gene Ontology annotation, biological process: mitochondrial electron transport, ubiquinol to cytochrome c. The record is from RefSeq and is a predicted model, not a curated record. The transcript is spliced from 2 exons. Bases 1 to 255 code for a protein of 84 amino acids.
AUGAUUGAACAACAAUGUCUGUCAGGUGGCGAGAGGCAAAGAGGCAUUAUCACAUGCGGGAUCGCACCAAACCGCCUGAAUCCUAUGGCUCAGGCUAGCCACCAUGCCGUCUUUAAUGCUUGGCGACGCUUCGCGAGCCGGGUUUGGUAUUUCGGGCCACCUCUGAUAACCGCCUGGUACGUGAUGUGCUGGGCGGAUGAAAGGAACAGGUUUCUCAGUUCAAAGGCGGGCAGAGAGAGACCUGAAAGGGAUUAGUAGUAGGUGUAAUCGACAGGUUCAUUGACGAUUAUGCUAUGCUCAUCUAGAUAUAUGUCUUGUUCGAUGCAGCAGACUACUUCCUACACGGCUACUUAACUUUUGUAGUGGCUAUCGCUCAAAUUCUCGGUAGAAUUAUAACC